Molecule: messenger RNA, 1053 nt
Organism: Armigeres subalbatus
Lineage: Eukaryota; Metazoa; Arthropoda; Insecta; Diptera; Culicidae
Product: CDP-diacylglycerol--inositol 3-phosphatidyltransferase-like
Exons: 6
Biological process (GO): phosphatidylinositol biosynthetic process
Cellular component (GO): Golgi apparatus; membrane
Molecular function (GO): CDP-diacylglycerol-inositol 3-phosphatidyltransferase activity
Source: RefSeq, a predicted model, not a curated record
CACGGAAAGGAGAAUAUUUUUGUCUUCGUGCCGAAUCUGAUUGGCUAUGCCCGGAUCGUGCUGGCGAUCGUUUCAUUCUACUACAUGCCUACCAACUACGUGAUCGCCGGCUGGUGCUACAUCGUGAGCGUCGUACUUGAUGCCCUCGAUGGACAUGCUGCCAGACAUUUCAAUCAAUCGACAAAGUUCGGCGCCAUGCUCGACCAGUUGACCGACCGUUGCGGAACAAUGGGUUUGUUGGUAACCCUCAGCUACUUCUACCCGAAGUACAUGUUCUGGUUCCAGAUGUCGAUGGCUAUCGAUGUUGCCUGUCACUGGUUCUAUCUGCACACGACUGUUCUGCAGGGUAAAACAUCGCACAAGUUCAUUGAUAUGUCUGGUAAUCCAAUUAUGCGAGUGUACUACACCAACCGAACUGUUCUCGGCUUCAUGUGCUUGUUUAACGAAUUGUUCUAUGCGGCUUUGUACCUGUUGCAUUUCACACCGGGACCAAUUAUCUUCGGUAUCUCUUCGUUCAAAUUGCUGGCGAUGUUCUCUGCCCCGGUGGCUAUCGUCAAAACAGCCAUUUCUGUGAUCCAUGGAUACGUUGCCAGCAUGAAUAUCGGCGUGAUCGAUGUGGCCGAACGCGAAGCUCAGCGGGAACGGAAGCCGCCAAAAGCCACACAAUGUUUGUUGUGCUCAAUGUCGGAGUCGAUGUCGGGGGAUGUGAAUUUGAUCCAAUGUGGCAAAUGUAGGCAGUGGGUUCAUUUCUCCUGUGCUGACGUAGAUCUGGAGGUUGUGUAUGUUACCGCUAAUGCUCAGCUGUUGAAGGUUCCGGACUCAAGAAAUAAAACGCGAGUUGGCAAGAAGACCAGCCAAAAGAGUGAUGGAGGGUCCGAUCAGGCAGUUGGUUCCGAUGUAGAUCCGACUGAGAAGCAUUUGAAUGAGGAACAACUCGCCAAGGAGAAGGCCUUUGCAAAGCAGAUGAAGGCGCGGAAGAAACUACUCGCCGAAGCAGGAACAGCUGAGGCAAGAAUGGGAGAUGCGAGAAGUGGAGCUCCAGGCACAUUGUGA